Molecule: messenger RNA, 1865 nt
Organism: Pangasianodon hypophthalmus (striped catfish)
Lineage: Eukaryota; Metazoa; Chordata; Actinopteri; Siluriformes; Pangasiidae
Gene: lipf
Product: lipase, gastric
Exons: 10
Coding region: 173-1366 (397 amino acids)
Molecular function (GO): hydrolase activity, acting on ester bonds
Source: RefSeq, a predicted model, not a curated record
GCUUUCAGCCAAUCAUAGCUCAGGAGGCAUAUACAGCGAGCCAAUCACAUGAUAGAGGGGGCGGGAUUAUUAACAACACGGAUGGGUGAAAAAUGACAUCGCAAUGAGUCUCGCAUGAUUUCAGGACUUGGUUUAUGGAGGAUAGUCUUUUGUUGUUAGAUCUGCAGACAUCAUGUGGCUACAGUUAUGUUUGGGACUGUUUGCUUUGUGCCUGGUACAAGCUACUCAGCCCGCCUUCAGAAACACCAAAAAGCUCGAUCCUGAAGUCAGUAUGAAUAUUAGUGAGAUCAUUAGACACUGGGGAUAUCCGGCGGAAGAGUUCGAAGUAGUCACGGAGGAUGGUUACAUUCUGAGCGUCAACAGGAUCCCACACGGCAUCCAGAGUAAAUUCCAGCAAGAGCCCAAGCCUGUGGUGUUCCUUCAGCAUGGGCUCCUGGCCGCAGGAAGUAACUGGGUGACCAACCUUCCCAACACUAGCCUUGGCUUUUUGCUAGCUGAUGCUGGAUUUGAUGUGUGGAUCGGAAACAGCCGUGGGAACACUUGGUCAAGAAAACACAUCAGCCUCACCCCUGACCAAAAAGAGUACUGGCAGUUUAGCCAUGAUGAAAUGGCUAAGAAGGACCUUCCCGCAGUAAUAAACUUCAUCACAAAAACCACAGGACAAGAGCAGAUUUUCUAUGUUGGCCAUUCUCAGGGAACAACCAUUGCCUUUAUGGCUUUUUCCACAAUGCCAGAGCUGGCUAGCAAAAUCAAGAUGUUUUUUGCACUGGCUCCUGUAGCCACAGUAGCCUUCACAGAAAGUCCUAUGGGCAAGCUGAGUAUCCUCCCGGAGUUUAUCAUCUGGAAAUUAUUCGGGAACAAAAACUUUUUGCCUCAGAGCGCUCUCAUCAAGUUUUUUGCCACCCACUUCUGCAGCAAGAAACCAAUUAGUGUGUUGUGUGGAAACAUAUUUUUCCUCCUGUGUGGUUUCGAUGAGAAAAACCUGAACAUGACCCGAACACCUGUAUACACGACACACUGCCCAGCUGGAACCUCUGUCCAGAACAUGGUGCACUGGGCUCAGGCUAUAAAACAUAAGCAACUGAUGGCAUAUGACUAUGGAAAGGCUGGAAAUAUUGCUCAUUAUAAUCAGACAUUCCCUCCUUUUUACAACGCGUGGGACAUGAAGGUGCGCACAGCGGUGUGGUCUGGGGGACACGACACGCUGGCAGACCCAAUGGAUGUAGCAUUGCUGCUCACACAGAUCCCUAACCUGGUGUUCCAUCGCAACAUCAAGCACUGGGAGCACCUGGACUUCAUCUGGGGCCUGGACGCCCCGCAGGAGAUGUACGAACCGAUGAUCAAGCUGAUGAAACAGAAUGUCUGACCGCCUUUUAGCUCUUAGCACUAGGACCGAUUUUUAUGCCUUUUAUGUGGAGUUUUAGUUUAUAACUAUACAACAACUAGCACUAUGCAUUCCUUAAUGAUGCAUACCUUAGCAGGGAAUUAUGGCAAAGACCAGCUAACAUUUUACUUCCUUUUAUAUUAUUUGUUUUACCUCAGAUUUGUCUUACCGCAUCUAACGCAUUAUUUGAUUAGUAUAAAUGCUGUUAACAUGAGCUGCCUUCUCAUAUGAAUGUAUCUGAGUGCUUACUGAGCCAAUUGUUGAUUCUUUCCCCAAUGUGUUUUACUGGAUACGCUGCGUUUAAUGUGAAUGUUGGAUUUUAGCCUCUAAUUACAGACUAAUCUUUGAUUCUUUUUUUUUUUUUUUUUCAUUGUGAGAUUGUAUUUUAAAUUUUCUAAAGGCACUGCCCGAAGCAUACUUAUUUUUCAGAAGGAUCAAUUGACUUACUUUAUAUGAAUAAACAUUUAUAAGCAAAUAAAAA